Messenger RNA from Osmia bicornis bicornis, 3321 nucleotides. RefSeq lists its product as uncharacterized. The record is from RefSeq and is a predicted model, not a curated record. The transcript has 14 exons. Lineage: Eukaryota; Metazoa; Arthropoda; Insecta; Hymenoptera; Megachilidae. The coding region runs from base 583 to 3198 and encodes 871 amino acids.
CGGCAACUCAUAGUUCAGAUUUCUUGUAUACAUACAUAUACGUAUACAUAUGUAUCUAUGUAUCUAGGGGUCCAUAUAAUAUCGUUUCAUGAUGAGCAACACAACGAAGAUAGACAUUUUGACAUCUAUCUAUCUUAUCAGUUAUUGCGAUACCUUUACAUGAACCGGUGUUCCAGUUACCCGCGAUACAUGAUACACGGCAGCGAAUAAAUGGAACGAUGCACGAAAGAAUCGUGAAAAAUGUUGAUUUACCGUUGUCAGCUCCUAGUGAAUUGCGAUUCUUAUUUUAGGAUAUUUCACGAUUUCAAGAUGUUAUCGAAACACGCGACGUUGCGACGCAAUCUUAUCCUUGCAGUAAUCGUUCUGCUCGUCCUCCGAGCCAACGGAUUCAACGAAAAAGAAUCGAUGGAAUAAAGAAAUAACGCUUUUCAAUGACGAUGAGGAGAGUUGAUGGUAUAGAGGGUGAGAACGAUACGAGGUUGAAAGAAUUUUCUGCUUCGAAAACUGUGAACUUUGUUUGUAACGCGCUAGCAAGAUGGAUACGAAGAUGCAAGAAUCUUCGCUACAAAAAUGACAAGGUAGAUGAGAAAAUGGAGGAUUUCAUUCUGCCGAGCAACGAAGACUGGCGACAUAGGGUUUAUUAUCAGCUGGUCGAAUUGCAAAGAGAAUACGACGCUGAAUUUUCAACGAAAAGGGUUGGAGAAAUUACACCGGAUUACAUCGAUUCGAAGGGAAAAGGAGAAAGAAAAGACGGAACGGAUGGAAAAAUCUGAAAUGGAAGAAGGUGUUGGAAGAGGAGGGUGGGAAUGGGAGCCAAAGUUUCGCGGGUUUAUUUCUUUAAAGGCUACGGUUAGAAGAAGCGAAAGCGAAGAGAUAAACGGAUCGUUGAAGAAUGUUCGUGGUGUCGGUGGCUCGAUGACGGAAGAAUACAUCCAACCAGGUUGGCGCAUCAACGAUAUCUUGUUGGCUGCAGGAAUUCUUCGGAAAGUUCAACCUUCUCCCAUUUUUUCCGACGAGGCCGAGAUGCGUCGAGUGUUUGGCCUCGUUUACGACGUACUUAGGUACAAGAAAAUAUUUGAUCGCGCUCUGAAAGAUAUAGGAUUUUGGCGUCGUAACAGCGCCAUGAAGGAUCGUGAAAGAAUCGUUUGGUUGUUGCUGUACGACAUGCAGGGGAGGAAAUUUGCGAGACAGCGCGAGAUGGAUGCCGUUAAAAAACGCAAAACAAUCUUCGAGGCUGCAGGAUUGGCAGAUAUAGAGAAUGCUCUUCUCGAAGCGAAAACGCAUCUUGCCGCAAGUAUUUCUCGUCAGCGUAUUCGCGGCUCUGCCCUUAGUCUCGACGAAUUGCUACCGUCUCGUUUACGCGUGAUCGAGGGUGUAGCUUGGGGCAAAGAAGCUGCGAUCGCUUUCGGAUGGGUGAACAUUGCGAAACUUGACAACAAGGAACAAUUUCUGGAAGAAAUGUCGAAAUUGGGAUUGGUGUGCCGUCAGGAUGAUGACACGACGAUGGAGCUUGAGGAGACCAGUUACGCGUUUGAUUCGAUUUGUCCAAAACUGAUUAAUUUCCACGAAAAAGCGCGGGAAAGGUUGGCCGUUUCUAGUCUCGUUCGUGAUCAUCGUUUCAUAUUUUUAGAGAGAUCGUUGUGCAUCGGUGCGGCAACUUUGGCGAAGGCGAUUCGUAUCGGCCGUUUUUGCGGUCCGGUCAUUUUGACGCACUGUCUCGCACCUCGGCAUACCGCAUAUUUGGCCCAAUUGUUGACCGAAAUCGGCCACGCCGGCAAACUGUUAGCAUUCGGAACUGGCGAUCGUCGAUGCGAAUACGAAACAUACUUGAGGAAGCUCGGCGUGACGUUGCAACAAUGUCGCGUCUUCUCCGAAAAAUACGUAUCGCAUUCGGCAACGGCUGAAUUAGAGAGAGCUACUGUGGUUUUGGCUGUACCACCGUCUAGUUACACUGGCGUUAAAGACAUCGUCGAUCUUGCCGUAGCUCGCGGAGGAGACUCGGACCUUCUCGAAUCGUUAACGAACGCCUACACUAGCGACGAUAAUCGUAACGACCAUCGGUACCCGCAAGCAUUUUUAGCUGACCAGAUGUCCACUUUGAAAUAUGCUUUAACUAGGCCGAAUGUUCAGUUUCUCAUAUACGAGGUGCACACGAUUUUAUCCUCCGAAACGACAGUAAUGGUUCAACGAGUCGUCGAUUAUGUUAAUCGUCUAGCCACAGAAAAAUAUGUUCGUGAACACCCGAAAAAGGUUUCAAAAGAGGCAAAGGAAUUAUUAAAAUUCGAAAAAAUGGACGAAUCGCGAGAAGAAGAUCGAGUAUCGACGAUUUCAGCGAACGUUACCGUUCCAGACAGCGAUCUGUUCGAGGUAGGCAGCAUCGACGAUAUUUAUGGGAAGAAUGCGAGUUGUCUGUUAGACUCUGGAUGCUUUCUUGCGGUAAUAAAACGAAAAGAAAUGAUGCAGUUUGAUUCGCUAUUUAUGAUCAAUGUAGCAGAAUCGAAAGGUUUGUUUGGCGAUCCAAAGGAACGGCAGGAGGCAAAGCAGCAAUCGUUACCUCCACGGUCCUUGGAAAGCAAUGUUCGCAAACGAGCGAAACGUAUCAAGAUUGAGAUUGACCGAAUAAUGGCACAUACGUAUUCAUCGUUGUCCAGAAGUAAGAGUGGAAAUCGAAUUUGUCCUCGACAUUUGCGUUACAACAGCGAUUGGAAGGAAACUAUCAGAUCUACGAUGCAGGUAUCUGAAAAUGUUGAAGAAAAUUCGUCGAAAUCUUGGCAGCAUGAAAAAGCGAAUGCGAACCGUUUGAACACGCUUGCUUGUACGGAACCACCGCAGGAAAAGGGGAUACGAGCGUUGUUCUCGACGAACGUUGAUUCCUUGACCCAGUCCGAUGCGUUCACGCUGCAGAACGAUACCCUAUCUAUGCUGGCCAAUUUAAUCGAUAGAAAAUCUUUAAUACGGCAAGAAUGGAGGCAGGUUGGCUCGUCAAGUACGAUUUUGAAGGCACCGAUUCUGACUCGAGCGUUGCAACGCGCUUCAUUCGAAGGUGACACCGAGAAUCGCGACGAAGAAAAUGUCCAAGUGCAGUUGGAAACGCGUCGCGUGCGACGAUCGGCAUCGAAAAGAAUUAAAAAGUCCCGCCUUCUUCAUCCAGGUGGUUCUCCGACGAACGUGCUCGAUUUGCUUUCCAACACAGUUUAAGAACUAUUAGAUACACUCUUUUCGCCAUCAUUUUUCACCAAUAACUUGAUUAUUAAAAAAACUUAUUCAACUUUUAGAUCUUUAAUAAAAUUGACUGAUUGAAUUGUUCAAAAUAGCAAUGCA